Peronospora belbahrii is the source of this 1008-nucleotide messenger RNA. NCBI's taxonomy places the organism in Eukaryota, Oomycota, Peronosporomycetes, Peronosporales, Peronosporaceae. The record is from the annotation of a GenBank genome assembly.
AUGACUGAAGAAGAUCAUUUGUCACUGGUGACAUUGGCACUGAAGGACAAAAACGCUCAAGUUGGUGACAAGCUGGAUGAUGUGCGUAAGAGUCUGAUUGCAGGUGACGUGGAGCAAUUUCUGGAGACUGUGGGCGACAUUGGAGACCAGUCACCCCUUGUGUAUCUCAUGGACUGGUUGCAUACUUGGCAGCAGGAAUACGAGGCCUUUGUGCACGUCCUUGGUGUCCAAGAGGAAGAAAUGGAACACAAUGAGACGGAAAAGGACUUGGCUGAGAUAGAGGACGAAGCGGAGAAGCUGAUGAAGGGCGUUGGUAAGGUAGCGAGGGCACUGCUACAGCGUUUGGGCCUCAAGGACCCGAACAGCAUCGUGGACCGCUACGGAUGGACGUUGCUGAUGCAAGCAGCUAAUUGUGGACUUUAUGAGUUGACAGAGAAUCUUGUGGCUCUUAAGGCUGACGUGAACUACGCUGGCACCGCUAAGGACGCCGGUAACGCUCUCUAUUUGGCUGUCGAAUCGGAACACACAGCUGUGGCGUUAUUCUUGCUCAAGAACGGCGCUAUUGAGUCUGCUACGAAGCUUGUCACGACGUAUUCGGUCGGACUAAAAGACGGAGUGAAAGGCCAUGCAGAAGACAAUGACUGUGCACUGUUUCAGGCCUGCCGUUUUGGCCAACUUGAUGUCGUAAAGGAGAUGCUUGCACUGGGUGUGGAUGUUAACUUCACACUGCCCUCGGAUGGUGACUGUGCGUUGCAUGUGUCAGUAAUGUUUGAGAUGCACGACGUUGUUGAACUCCUGGCUAAUAGCGAGAAGACUGAUCUGAAUGCACUGAACAAGAUUGGCCAGACGUGCCUCUUCGGCUGCUCUAGCGUUGAGCUGAUCAAGCUGCUUGUUGCGAAGGGAGUGGACCCCAAGAUCAAAGAUAUUGACGGUGAAACGGCUUUUUCAAUGGCGCAGGCGCUUGGAGACGAUGAUGUGGCCGCAUUCCUAGAGACACAGACUUUGUAA